Molecule: messenger RNA, 1021 nt
Organism: Carya illinoinensis
Lineage: Eukaryota; Viridiplantae; Streptophyta; Magnoliopsida; Fagales; Juglandaceae
Product: ATP synthase subunit delta', mitochondrial-like
Exons: 2
Coding region: 112-723 (203 amino acids)
Biological process (GO): proton motive force-driven ATP synthesis
Molecular function (GO): proton-transporting ATP synthase activity, rotational mechanism
Source: RefSeq, a predicted model, not a curated record
CAUCCUCUGCAUUUCCCCAACAGGGUACCCCUAGCACACCUGCACCCUGCACCCAAACCUUCUUCUCUCUCCCACCCUGCGAGAGCCGAGCGACCCCACUCUUCCCACGCCAUGUUCCGCCGAGCCACCGGCCUCCUGGCCCGACGCUUAAUGUCCUCCUCCGGGUCCAGGGCUAGGCCAUACUCGACCGAUCUCCCGGCGGCUCCCACUGAGGAUUCAACCUUCGUGGAGGCCUGGAAGAAAGUGAUACCAAACAUAGAACCCCCCAAGACCCCUCUCUCCUUCAUGAAGCCUCGUCCUGCUACUCCCUCAUCCAUCCCUUCCAAGCUCACCGUCAAUUUCGUUCUCCCGUAUGCCUCUGAGCUGUCCACCAAAGAGGUUGACAUGGUCAUAAUACCAGCAACAACGGGGCAGAUGGGUGUUCUUCCUGGACAUGUAGCAACGAUUGCAGAGUUGAAACCUGGCGUCUUGUCAGUGCAUGAAGGGAAUGAAGUGAAGAAGUAUUUCAUCAGCAGUGGCUUUGCUUUCAUCCAUGCGAACUCAUAUGCAGAUAUUGUUGCCAUCGAGGCUGUCCCUGUUGAUCAAAUUGAUCCAAGCCUUGUUCAGAAGGGACUUGCAGAAUUCACCCAGAAGCUGAGCUCGGCCUCAACUGACUUGGAGAAAGCUGAAGCUCAAAUUGGAGUUGGUGUGCACAGUGCUCUCAACUCGGCGCUGACAGGCUAGUGUUACAUAUAAUUGUGCCUUCCCCCCCCCCCCCCCCCCCCCCCCCCCCCCCCCCCUUCCCUUCUUUUCUCUUGAUUUAGCGAUUCUCUCACUUCUUUGACUUCUUUAAGGCUACCCCCCAUUGACGCUUUUGAUUUGUCUCCUUGAACCAAUACUACUCGAGACAUUUGGUUCAUCUACUUCUGUGUUGAAUGUGGGGUUGGUGGAAAUAAUCUUUGAAUAUGUAUUCUGGCAUUCAAAACUUGGAGCAGAACUUCGAGGAACAAGAAAAGUUUCCUUUCUUUGUUUCUUUUAUUCA